Messenger RNA from Antrostomus carolinensis (chuck-will's-widow), 1048 nucleotides. RefSeq names its product ankyrin-3-like. The record is from RefSeq and is a predicted model, not a curated record. Bases 1 to 894 code for a protein of 297 amino acids. NCBI's taxonomy places the organism in Eukaryota, Metazoa, Chordata, Aves, Caprimulgiformes, Caprimulgidae. Gene Ontology annotation, cellular component: cytoplasm. Gene Ontology annotation, molecular function: protein binding. The transcript has 8 exons.
AUGCCAUUACACUGUGACAAAAAAGGCUCCCGGUCUAUUAAGUCCUCCCUCAUACCUUUGUCUGACACAAAUGCAAGUUACUUGAGAGCUGCUCGAGCUGGCAACUUGGAAAAGGCUCUCGACUACUUAAAAAGUGGAGUGGACAUCAACAUUUCAAAUCAGAAUGGGUUGAAUGCUCUCCAUCUUGCCUCCAAAGAAGGACAUGUAGAAGUUGUCUCUGAACUGAUACAGCGAGGUGCCAGUGUGGAUGCAGCAACAAAGAAAGGAAACACAGCAUUACACAUAGCAUCCCUUGCUGGACAAGCAGAAGUAGUCAAAGUGUUGGUUACAAACCGGGCCAAUGUCAAUGCACAGUCUCAGAAUGGUUUCACUCCACUGUAUAUGGCAGCCCAAGAAAACCACCUGGAGGUUGUUAAGUUUCUUCUUGACAAUGGUGCCAGUCAAAGCCUUGCCACAGAGGAUGGUUUCACGCCUUUGGCAGUAGCUUUGCAGCAAGGUCAUGACCAGGUGGUUUCACUGCUGCUUGAAAAUGAUACAAAGGGAAAAGUCCGUCUUCCUGCCCUUCACAUCGCUGCUCGCAAGGAUGAUACGAAGGCAGCAGCUCUGCUCCUGCAGAACGACCACAAUGCCGAUGUGGAGUCAAAGAGUGGGUUCACUCCCCUCCACAUAGCUGCUCACUAUGGAAAUAUCAAUGUAGCUACAUUGCUGUUAAAUCGGGGUGCUGCUGUGGACUUCACUGCAAGGAACGAUAUCACGCCGUUACAUGUUGCAUCAAAGAGGGGAAAUGCAAAUAUGGUCAAACUCCUACUUGAUCGAGGAGCUAAAAUUGAUGCCAAAACAAGGGUAAGCUUGAACGUGAAUGCUGUGAGUGACUGUGUCAGUUCUUGCCUCUGACCUGUUAGUUGCUGUACAGCUUAAAUAAUUUAUCUUCCUGGCAGGCUAUUAUUUUUAUAAAAAGAUUGCGGGAUGAUUCUAACAAUUUACAUCUCUUAAACCAGUGUGUGAAACACCACGUAUGGCAAAGCUCAUAACCAACAAUUUUCCAUGU